AUGCCGCUGAAAUCCAAUUCAUCAUAUAUUGCGGCAUGUAAGAUCUUCACCACCGAUGGAUGGAUAACAUUAACAUCGGUAUACAUUCCUCCGACAGUGAAAAGAAAGGAGAUUAUUACAUCACUGACCCAUUUAAUCCGAACCUCGACUGCUACUGAUCAAGAACAGAUUAUCUGCUGUGGUGACUUCAAUGGACGCUCAACUCAAUGGGGAGAUGAGAAAACUAAUGCAAAUGGGCUUCAAGUAGAGGAAAUGCUGGAAGCUAACCAGCUAGUUCCGGUAAAUCAUGGAAAACACCCAACCUUUAGUGCAGUGCGUUCAGGGGUUCUUCAUAAAAGUAUAGUGGAUCUCACCUGUGUCUCUCCCAACCUUCUAGCACAAUCGCACGAUUGGAAAGUAAGGGCGGACUCAUCGACAACUUCGGACCACUAUGCGAUCACGUUUGAAUUAUCAGUGAAAUACAAGUUUACAGCCUUCGACUCAACUAAAGUAUUCAAGCAGAUUCCCAAGUCAUGGAGAAACUUCGAAAACAUUGCUACCCAAAAACUUGACAGUGUGCAUCGAGCUCGAGAGUGCAGUGUUGAAAUUCUUGCAGCAAGAUAUACGCGUGCGGCUACAGAAACUGCAGAUUAUACAAUUCGUAAAAGUCAGAAACAAAUGUCGAGGAAAUGUUUCUGGAAGAAUUCAACCAUUGUGGCUCUUGACCGAAGGAUAAAUGCCUUGAGAAGAAGUAUCUCGGUAUGUUCUAACUCCGAGCGUCGUGACUCGCUGAGAAAACGGUUAACCGAGCUUCGUAGUGAGGUUUCUAGUCAUAUCAAAGAGGCGAAAUUAAAAUCGUGGAGAGACUAUACUAAACAACUUGAUGCUAGCAAAACAUGGGAUCCGGUCAACAAAUGGCUAAAGAACUCUUCUGUUAUACAGUCACAGUGUCUUACAGAUUCAGAAAACAAGUUCCUGUCUGCCGCAGAUUCAGGAAUGUUAUUAUUAAACACCUUCUUCCUGAUGAUACGGAACAUAACGAUUGUGCUCAACAUAUUGUAA
Panonychus citri (citrus red mite) is the source of this 1041-nucleotide messenger RNA. RefSeq lists its product as uncharacterized. Gene Ontology annotation, molecular function: catalytic activity. Lineage: Eukaryota; Metazoa; Arthropoda; Arachnida; Trombidiformes; Tetranychidae. The transcript has a single exon. The record is from RefSeq and is a predicted model, not a curated record. Bases 1 to 1041 code for a protein of 346 amino acids.